Penicillium waksmanii is the source of this 630-nucleotide messenger RNA. RefSeq lists its product as uncharacterized. The record is from RefSeq and is a predicted model, not a curated record. The transcript has a single exon. The coding region runs from base 1 to 630 and encodes 209 amino acids. Lineage: Eukaryota; Fungi; Ascomycota; Eurotiomycetes; Eurotiales; Aspergillaceae.
AUGAGCACCACCGCACACAAUAUUCUCGAUAUUGAAGACGCUCUAGUGUCUGAUGAAAACCCGGCCCGUAAUAAUGGCACUUUAGACUAUGAGCGCUGCGCCAGACUACACAACUACCUGGCCGCACUUGGCUGGAUGGCCCGCAACGGAAAAGAGACGCCCGACCUUGAUGCCUUAGCUGCCGAAAAGCAUUUCUUCUCUGAAGGGAACGAUGAGGUCGAAACUAUUCGGGAGCGUCUUGAUAUACCGCUUAACAAGUUUCUGGAUUUGGUCUAUGACCCUUCGGACUUUUUCUACUGGGUUAACGGUCUUGCGAUGAUGCUUGCCGACGAAUUCUUCAUUGUUGAUGAAAAUGAAUGGGAGGAUUUCGAGCGAUUUGUUGUGAUUUACGACCUUAUUCCGGACCUAGGCGGGCAUAGUCUCGGUGUUGUUUAUGAUCAGCUACUCAAUCAAGCCUCAUUCCCAAUGACUAUAGACAAUAUGGACAGUGUAGAGCCUGUUGAAGAACACAUGGAAAUGUGGUUCCCCCUAGAGACUAUCCUCACUCAAUGGAUCUACAUGACUCAGAUCGGUAGGGCUGUUCCUGGACUUCCUGAAAGUCUCCCUUCCGGUGACCCCCCCGACGAAUAG